Messenger RNA from Pangasianodon hypophthalmus (striped catfish), 1056 nucleotides. RefSeq lists its product as uncharacterized. Gene Ontology annotation, cellular component: membrane. The record is from RefSeq and is a predicted model, not a curated record. NCBI's taxonomy places the organism in Eukaryota, Metazoa, Chordata, Actinopteri, Siluriformes, Pangasiidae.
AUUUGUAGCAUUAUUAUUGCUCUGUCAUAGUAACAAACAGUAAAACUCUUAUCUUUCCCAGUCAUAAUUGUGAAAUUUCCACACAGAUGUGAUUCACUGCUGUCUAUACAGCACAAGUACAAGACUACAUGGAGUGUGAAGUGGAGCUGUUCAUAGAGGACGUUCAUAGCGCAUGCGCAUACAGGCACGCCUCUGUUCAAGGAUGGUCUAAAAGAACUUCAGGAUGAUAAUAUAUGCUAAACACAGAACUUAUCGGUAAUACAGAACAUUAAUAUCCAUGGACGGAUCACUAGCAGAGUGCACUGUAAUUGAUGUAGCUGUUCAAUGGGCCGGGUGGACUAUCGCGUCAGCUCUAAAAACGGAAAAGUUUUACAAUUUGGCAGGUAAAUCCUAGUACGAAAGCGUUGCAUAGAUCAGUCAUAUUUGGUAAAAUUCAGGACACCUGAGGCAGAGUAUAUAGAUUGGCCUGGUUACUGCAUGGGGACUGAAACCCGGGACAUUUCUCUUCCACUGGAUCAUGAAAGAAGGACAAGACCACAGAUUCAGCAAUGUCAGAAAUCGCCCUGGGAUAUUCUUUGUGUACUGGACCCUGCAAGCUUUAUGGGUGUUUGUCACCUUCUUACCCACUCUGUUUCUAAACAUGGAGCUAAGAGAUAAGCCACUGGGCCCUUGUGAUUACAUUGUUUGGGGAAUCUGGUCUCUGGGCUUCGCAACAGAAAUGAGUGCUGACCAGCUGAAAUAGAAUUUUAUGAAGAACUCUGAUAAUGCUGGUAAGUUUAUCCAGCACAGGCUUUGGGCCUAUAACAAGCACCCUAAUUCCCUGGGAGAAAUCCUGCAGUGGUCAGGUGUUAUGCAAGGGCUUUUGUACCUCAGCCUUGUGUUGCCUCUCUUCCUAUGGUUCCUGUUCGGACAUGUGAACGGCAUUCCCAUCCUGGAGAAACAGGCCUUGAAGAAGUGGGGAACAGACUCCACAACUACAUCAGGAACACUGCACUAUUCUGGCCAUUUCCUCAGUUCUAAUACCAGGUCUUGAGUUUUCCUGGAAACCUGGGCCAC